CAGUGGGUGUGGGGUUCUGGUCAGGUUACACGUAGAACGAUGGUGAAGACGCGUGUUUCUAGUCGGAGGGUUAGCGGUGUGACGCCGAGGUUUCACGUGGGACUGAAUCAUCUACGAGUUUAUCUGCUGGACAGAGAUGCCAAAAAAAGGGAGAUCCGCAGUGAGGAGCCCGGAGGAGAAGGAAGAGGGGAUGUCUGCUAAACAGAGAAAGACAGACAGUCCUCUGUGCUUUGACUCCCCAUCCAGCUUGUUCCAGAGUCUAAUUGCCCCCAUGGACGUGAAUCAGUUCUUCCAGCAGUACUGGGAGAAGAAGCCAUUGCUGCUGCAGAGAUCAGACCCCGCACUGACCUCCUACUACCAGUCCCUCUUCCAGCUGUCUGACCUCAAGCAGCUGUGUGCCCAGGGCCUGGAAUACGCCCGAGACCUAAACGUGUGCCGCUGUGUCAACGGCAAGAAGAAAGUGAUGAACAAAGAGGGACGAGUGAACUACACCCAGCUGAGGAAAGACUUUGAUCAGAAGAGAGCCACCAUACAGUUCCACCAGCCUCAGAGGUUCAAGGAUGAGCUGUGGCGCAUUCAGGAGCAGCUGGAGUGUUUCUUCGGGUCACUGGUUGGCUCCAACGUGUACAUCACGCCUCAGGAGUCUCAGGGUCUGCCACCGCACUAUGAUGACGUAGAGGUGUUUAUUUUGCAGUUGGAGGGUCAGAAGCACUGGCGUCUGUACAAGCCCACUGUUCCCCUGGCCAGGGAAUACAGCCUAGAGCCUGAGGAACGCAUUGGCAAGCCCACUCACGACUUCUUACUGAAGGCAGGCGAUCUGCUGUACUUCCCCAGAGGAACCAUCCACCAGGCAAACACUCCUGCAGGAGUGGAGCACUCUACACACCUCACACUCAGCACCUACCAGAACACGUCAUGGGGUGACCUCCUAAUGGAUGUGUUUCCCAGUCUGCUGUUCGACUCCAUGAAGAGUGACAUCGGUCUGCGUCAGGGACUCCCCAGAAGCCUCCUCACUUCUGCAAACGGGAGUUCAGAUGUAAAUAAGCAGGUUUGUAUGUUUCUGAGGGGUCUAGCGGAGCGUCUGGAGCAGGGGCAGCAGGAGCUGCGCUCCUCAGAGAUGAGGAGAGACUUCAUCUCCAGCAGGCUCCCUCCUUACCGGCUGCAGGAAGAGGACAUCGCUCCAGUUGGAAAAUUACCAGCAUUGGAGGACUCGGUGUGUAUGAGGUUCAAAGAGCACAUUCUUCUCACAGUGGAGCCCAGUCAGGACAACACAGAUGAAGCUACAGAGUUAGUGGCAUUUGUAUUGCAUUCUCUGAAAAACAAGAGGGAGACACACAUGAUGGGAGCACAUGUUAAUGACGAGGAGGAUGUAGAUGAAGAGGAAACCUCACCGUUCCAGGGUCUACGCUUCCCUGCAACUCAUCUCCCUGCUCUCAGGCAGCUGCUGAGCAGAGAGCGCCUCCUGGUGGGUGAACUGCCACUGCAGCAGGACGCAGACAAACUGGGCCUGGUGUUGGGCCUCUGGACUGAAGGACUGUUGCAAGUCUGUUGACCAGCUCUCUCCCAGAGUCACACACUGUGCUCAAGACAGACAUACAUGUGGAUUUGUACUGUCUUGACAAUCGGUCAUAAGCAAGACCAGAAAAGACGUGCUUUGCAGACUCAAACGAACCAAAUGAAGUCACCAGAUGGAUGUAAGGACAGUUCUAAACAGGAUCCACUCUUCUUUUUUUAAAUAAAGAGGUUUCAGCUCUCAUCCUGGAGGUUUUUCCUGCUCAAACACAAUUACAGAACCUGGUAAUUAGAUACAUUGAACUAGAUGUGUUUGAGCAGGCAAAUCACCAUGCUGUGCUGGAAGCCAGCCCUACAGGACACCGCACUCUGACACAGUGUGUACUAUUGUGUGAUGAUACCAGCAGGCUGGUGUGACGUGUAGCCAGGAUCCUCUCAGUACCAUUAUCAGAACAGCUAAUGUUUUGAUAAAUGCUUCAAGUUUGACCAUCUGUUUCUCACUCACGCAGACCUCUGACUCGCUUUGUGUGAGAAUAAGAAUCUGAGCAUGCUAUUCACAGCCACUCUGACAUGACCUCCACCAGGCUUAAACACUUUAAAUAAUUAUCAGGAAGUUGCAAGUGUGACUCAUUUUGGCUGAAUGCUUAAUAAAGAACUCUGUUGUGGUUCUGUGCGUUCCUAAAGGACCAUAUGUUGUGGAAAAA
Pygocentrus nattereri (red-bellied piranha) is the source of this 2216-nucleotide messenger RNA. It is a transcript of the gene riox2, whose product is annotated as ribosomal oxygenase 2. Bases 137 to 1552 code for a protein of 471 amino acids. Gene Ontology annotation, cellular component: nucleolus. The record is from RefSeq and is a predicted model, not a curated record. Lineage: Eukaryota; Metazoa; Chordata; Actinopteri; Characiformes; Serrasalmidae. The transcript has 10 exons. Gene Ontology annotation, molecular function: histone H3K4 demethylase activity; histone H3K36 demethylase activity.